Molecule: messenger RNA, 522 nt
Organism: Ramularia collo-cygni
Lineage: Eukaryota; Fungi; Ascomycota; Dothideomycetes; Mycosphaerellales; Mycosphaerellaceae
Exons: 3
Coding region: 1-522 (173 amino acids)
Source: RefSeq, a predicted model, not a curated record
AUGGCGACCGCGCAGAGGUCACCGCUCUUCCGCAUGCCGCCCGAAAUCAGAAACAUUAUUUACAGCCUCGUUGUCGCUCGAGCACACAAGAUCAUCGUCCGCGGCCCCGACUGCGCUACUCCAGCAUUCGCGCAAACCAGCCACCAAAUGCGCGAAGAAGUCGUCCCUAUCUGGCUUGAAAACAACAUCUUCACCAUGACCACCGCGAACUCUCUCCACAAAUGGCUCCCGGUCAACCCAGUCACACACUCUCUCAUCAACAGCAUCGCUUUCGACCUCGAGUCGAGUGUAAUGUGGUAUCACACUCUCAAGCAUUUCAACAUCCAGCCUACCAGGAUCAUCAUUCCAGACAACGAGGCCGACGCCAGGGAGGUGACGGUGAUCUGGGCUUCGCAUGCGAGAGUUGUGGAGUCUUUGGCUACGAGACCGCGCAGAGGUGCUAUCAAGGCGUAUUCGGAACUGACUGAGCUGCUGGAUGAGAGGGUUGGAAUGGAGCGGGCUCGCCUUGGAUUGAAGGCUUGA